AUGGCUCCUUUUCCCCGUGCCGAUUUGAUUGAUAUGGAUCACCCUUCCUCUGAUGUGGGUGACAGUCAGGAUCAGGACUCCCCCCUGCGCCGUCAAUUUUCAGAGCCAUUUCGGCCACAGUCUACCUCUACUCAAAUCUCUCAGUCUCCUGAGCCACUGGCUCAAAAAAUUAAAUGCGACUGGUGUGGAAAGCUACUUGAACUGCCCAAUGAUCACUCUAUCUCGGCCAAAGAUCUGCUUCACUCUCACAUUGCUUCAUCUCACCCCCGCUCCAAUUCCUUUGGAUACGAUGGAGCUGAUGAUGAGGAUGAGGAUGAGGAGGAGGAGGAGGAGGAGGAUGAAGAUGAUGUAGAUGCCGAUGAGGAUGUUGAUAUCAAUGGCGAUGCUGAUGUCGAUGGCGAAGGAGAUGUUGAUGAUGACCUCGAAAUCGAGGGCGAUGUCGAUGAUGAACUCGACCUUGAACAAGAAGAGGCAAUGAAUGAAGCACAAUUCGAAGAAGGCGAGGAACUCUAUCAAGCCGAAGAGGGUGAUGACGCCGAUCUUGGUGAUGACGCCGCCGCUGAUGAUGCCGAAGAACUCCUGGCAGACGAAGCCGAAGACCAGGGUUUUCAAGAUCCACAAUUGAAAACCGAAUCCGCUACACCCUUUGAGCAGGAUAUCGAUGCUCUCAAUGAACUCUCUCAAAAUGCCAGCAGUGCCAGCAAUAACCUUGGCCUACAAGCUCCAGAAGAACAACGCGACCUUAUGGACUGGCUCGCAAAUCCCCAGACUGGAUACCCCGAAGAAUAUCGCCGCCGUCUAGCUGAAUGGCAAGGAGAUGAUAUCAAAGAGCGCUUGCCCAGAAUUUGGAAAGUCAAUAAGGUCACCAAGUUCUCCACCGACUAUGAAAAGCAAAUGGAAAAAGCUGAGACCAGCUGGAAAUCCGCGUUCAAUGAUCCUUCGAAGAAAAUAGAUGGAUCUCAAUCAAUGUCGCGACCAACCCCAUACACCGAAACCGAGACCAGCACAGGCCAGUUUCUAGAACUUGGUUCAUUCGAUGAUCUACUCGCAAUGCUCAAAAGACCCAACUCUCUUACCCCCGAACAACUUUAUGCAGCCACUGAAGCUGCUGGGGUCGCGAUGAAAGCCUGGCAAGAUGAAUACUUGGCCCUUGAUAAGCUUUACAAUGCGGCGCACAGACACACCCGAGGUCCGGUUCCAAUUACCGCCAAGCGAGAGCAGAUGCUUGGUCACAAGAAGCGAACUAACCACCCGCUUGCACACGUUCCACAAGAUGAACGUGAUUUCGCGGAACGACACGAGGCGGCGCUAUAUGGAUACAAACACAACUAUAACCAUCGCAACACUCUCGAAUCAGUUUCUUGGAUCCCUCAGGACCCCUUCGUGCAAGGAGGAUUUGUUCCCACUGCUGCUCAAGCCCGAAAGAUGGCGACAAAGGUUACACCUGGAGAUCGGAACCCUGAUGGCUGGACUCCUAUCGUACAAAAUAGCGUGGAGUUCGUUCCGAAGAUGUAUCAACAGCGAGCAGAGCCAGUGCAAAAGAUCACUCGCAAACGCAAAGCCGUGGAGGUGGAAGCUGCCAAGUCCGACACUGAGGAUACCCAGUCUGAAAAGGGAGACGAGACUGAAGAUGAAACUCAACGUCUCGCAAAGCGCCGAACUCGAGGCCGUGGUGGUCGCCGUACCAAUUUCGAAGCCUACCAACCUCCCGAGCCCCCUACAUCUGCUCCUCGAGGUCGCGGUGGUGCUCGAUCUCGUGGACGUGGACGUGGCCGAGGUGGAAAUGCUGGUGGACGGACAGUCUCUUCUCGUGCCUCUCAAGAGGCCCCAGUUCAACCAGCUCUCACUCCGACUGCUACUCGUGGUCGUGGUCGACGGGGUGCGAGUAACAUCUCCACCCCGCAGGCGCGCCCGGUAGAGGAGGUUGUGAGUGCUAUGUCCCUACCAGAAAUAUCGCCAAUGCCAGAGCCAGCAUCGCCGCCCAGAUCGACACCAGUUCCGAAGCGGGAUGCAACGGUUGAGGAGAUUGAAGAGGCGCGGCGACUAAAGAUCGCCAACUCCAAGAACCCCAAGCGCACCAAGGCCAUGCUGGAUCAUUGGGAGCGGUUCAACCGCGAGGGUCGGAUUCGCAAUCCGAAGCGGUCAAAAGCGCAAAUCGAACAGGACCGACAAGUCGACGACAAAAAGCCGGAAGUGCCGCGCCCUACGGGCAGACGCCGAAAGUCUCCGUCGCUGGUGCCGAUUCCCAGCGGUAACUUGGCUCCGAAGGCGCCGACCGUGGCUCCUAUGCCCGGUCACUUGGCGCCUGGACCAACGUUGCCGCCUAUUGGGAUGCCGCAAUAUGCACCGCCAAAUCCGUUCGCCGCGCACCCGCAGCCCCCUAUGCCGCAUUACGCGGCGUAUCCCUACCAGUAUGGCAUGGGACACUUGCCGGGCCCGCCUCCAGGUCCGCACGACCAUCACUAUCGCGGUGUUUGA
Penicillium malachiteum is the source of this 2478-nucleotide messenger RNA. RefSeq lists its product as uncharacterized. Lineage: Eukaryota; Fungi; Ascomycota; Eurotiomycetes; Eurotiales; Aspergillaceae. The record is from RefSeq and is a predicted model, not a curated record. Bases 1 to 2478 code for a protein of 825 amino acids. The transcript has a single exon.